Molecule: messenger RNA, 807 nt
Organism: Triticum urartu
Lineage: Eukaryota; Viridiplantae; Streptophyta; Magnoliopsida; Poales; Poaceae
Source: RefSeq, a predicted model, not a curated record
CUGGGACGCCUGCCUGACGGAGGCCGACAGGAGGUUCCUUGCCAGGUUUCUUCCGGCCGGCUCCGAUGCCGAGGAAGCAGUGCGCCAUUUGCUCACAGGGCAAAAUCACCACUUUGGGAACCCCCUUGUAACCUGGUCCUCUUCUCUUUGCUCUGCUCAUCUUCACCCAGACGCUAUACUUCACAAGGAGCAGCAAAUCAGAGCCGAUAACAAGGCAUAUCAUGCACUGUUGAACAACUACCAUUCCGACAUCACUGAGACCCUCACCAGGUGGAGGGACAAAUGGUUAACUUGUGACAAUCCAAAAAGCUUGUUCAGGUUAUUCUCUCCCCCUCUCUCAGGUUUUUUUUUAUUCAAUGCUUUUGCUUCUACAUCUUAUUGGCAGUUGCUCGUUCAUCUUCUCCAGAAUGACCAACUUGUGAAACACACACACACACACAACUUGAUGCUCCUGCUGACCUUUGAAUAGUUUUAUGAUUAUUCACUGAGAUUUAAGGAAGUUUCUUUUUAAGCAGCUACUAAAGUUACUAUAAAGUUGGGUCAUCUAUUUUGGAACGGAGGGAGUAACUUUUCAAGCUCCUUUUUUACUCCUUAGCUUCUGGCUUGCCGCCCAGCCUUUAGGAAUUAUCAUUGGAUUGGCACUUCCUUUUUUGUUAUCUUGUGAAAUAUAUAUCUCUCCUAUAUUUUUACUACUAGUUUGAAUACCCUGGCGAUGCUUCGUUAGUUGCUACUAAUACUUCAACUGCUUCCCAUUGGCUCUUACAAAAGGAAAAGCUCAUGUGUUCUGGAUUAUUCUGACUUGAAGCC